Perca flavescens (yellow perch) is the source of this 1084-nucleotide messenger RNA. RefSeq names its product transmembrane protein 35 (gene tmem35). The record is from RefSeq and is a predicted model, not a curated record. Lineage: Eukaryota; Metazoa; Chordata; Actinopteri; Perciformes; Percidae. Gene Ontology annotation, molecular function: acetylcholine receptor regulator activity. Gene Ontology annotation, biological process: chaperone-mediated protein complex assembly; positive regulation of protein localization to cell surface. The transcript is spliced from 2 exons. The coding region runs from base 331 to 816 and encodes 161 amino acids. Gene Ontology annotation, cellular component: endoplasmic reticulum.
GUAUGAUCUUCUGACCUAGCUAGCCAACUCUGCAAGUUAAAAUUGAAAUAGGAUGUAUUGUAGCCUAGCUAGCUAGUUAUAGAAGCUAAAGUGGCCUAUUAACUAUGAAAGGUGUAAAACUGUGUUUUGGGUUGUAGGUGAGCUCCUGUCAGCUACAGUUGUCCCCUGCUCUUGGAUGCGGCGCAGAGAGAGGACCUGCGCGUCGCCAUCUUUGUCAUUCACCCAGAAGCCCAUCCCCCUGGUGGUGCAUCUUCAACGGGAAACCGUCCGACUUUCACUUCAAUUCAGUUCAGGGGGAAGCGCCGAAGCGCCUGCCACACGCAGCUAAAGAUGGCCUCACCAAGGACAAUUACUAUUGUGGCCCUUUCUUUUGCUUUGGGUUUAUUUUUCGUGUUUAUGGGGACCAUUAAACUCACUCCGAGACUAAGCAAAGAUGCAUACAGUGAAAUGAAAAGGGCAUACAAAAGCUAUGCCAAGGCAUUGCCAGGCCUGAAAAAGAUUGGUAUCAGCUCAGUCCUGCUUCGUAAGAUCAUUGGCUCUCUGGAGGUGGGCUGCGGUGUGGUGCUCACCCUUGUCCCCGGCAGGCCGAAGGAUGUGGCCAACUUCUUGCUGCUGCUCGUCAUGCUAGCUGUCCUGUUCUUCCACCAGCUAGUAGGAGACCCCCUGAAACGGUACGCCCACGCUCUAGUCUUUGGUAUUCUGCUCACCUGCCGACUGCUUAUUGCCCGCCAGAGUGACGACCGGCCGGAGAGAGAGGACAGCCGAGAGGAACAGCACAUCAAUGACCAGGAAAAGAACAAGGUCAAGCAGUCUUAAGAGCCUCUUCUACUUAGGUCCAAGCCACAACGAAGGGAACCUGGUGCGCCCCUAUGGAUUGUAGUAAUUCAUAUUUUGAAGGAAUCAGUCACUUCCAGUAAUAUCCUCACAUCCAUCUCCGGUUCCAUCCAGCUGGCUGACUGAUUACUCCUUUGCACUCUUACUGUGAAACUGAAAACUUCUGAUCCAUACACGCCCGAUACCAUUUUUUGCUUCCCGAUACCGAUUCCGAUACCUGAACUUGUGUAUCGCCCGAUACCGAGUACCG